Messenger RNA from Cyanidioschyzon merolae strain 10D, 1317 nucleotides. RefSeq lists its product as hypothetical. The record is from RefSeq and is a predicted model, not a curated record. Bases 1 to 1317 code for a protein of 438 amino acids. NCBI's taxonomy places the organism in Eukaryota, Rhodophyta, Bangiophyceae, Cyanidiales, Cyanidiaceae. The transcript has a single exon.
AUGCGAUCCUGGCUACCUGAGCGGAGCCUCGGACCGCAGCCCUCGUGGCGGCUGUGGUACGCAGAAGCGAGCUUGGAAGCGCUAGAAAGGCUCUUUCGCGAGCAACAGCUCCCUGUCUAUGUUGGAAUUCUGGUCUUGUCUCCAGUGUCUGAAGAAAACGCUUCAUAUGAUCAUUGGACGGAACCGAUACGGGCUUGUUUUACGGAGCUCGAAAGCAUCCAGUUUGUUACACAAAAGUGUCAGCUCUCGCCUUUUGAGCUCGUGCAGUGCUUGCUCGGAGCUCGACAAGCCGGUUCAGCCCCGGCAGUUGCGCUGUCCCAAGAGGUGCACACACAAUCUCGGACAGGGUCCAGCGCUUCUGCCGCGGCUCACGUUGCCCCUGGUGGUCCAGCGUGUACUGCGCUCACCCGGGACCCGCAGCAACUCAUGGCUGUCGAUGCAAAGAGACGUUUCAUACUGCCGUUAGAGGAAGCGCUAUAUCGUCGACUGGGCCUGAUCGGACGGGGCCACCAGCCUCGUCUGGCUCGUCGACGAUACCGCAGACCGGUCUACGGCGAUGGAGCAUUUGUUAUUAUUGAUCUUGCGCUAUUGCAAGAAAAGCCAGAAAGCAAGUAUCGACAGCAGGUCACGAGAGGCCUUCAGAGGUUCACGGAUCGGCUCGAGUGGCAACUCACAUCCAUCAGCGGCACUGAUGCGCCGCUCUCGCCCGAGCUUGGUGUCGUUGAAGACACAGCGUGCCGUGUUUACACGGGAACCGCCACGUCGACUUUCCCGUGGUUGUAUCGAAACGUACUUCCUCAAGCUUACACGACCGCAGAAGAAUUUCAUGAUCCAUUAGAGCGUGCGGAGAACUUUUCGAUGCUCAUGGAUGCGCUGGGGUUUUUGAUGCGAGCACCCCGCGGCAAAUGCAUCGAAGACGCCUCACAGGAGACUCGAUCCUACUUGCAACCUAUGUGGAGCGCUCGGGCUGAUGCAGACACCCAGGCUGAGCAGCUUUCGUUUUACCGCUUUGAGUGGGGUGCUACUCAAGCAUCUCUCCUGCCACACGCAUGGUGGAAGAGAAUUCUGCCCCUUGUAUGGAAGCUGCACAGCACACCGACCGAUUCGUCUCUGCAGAUCGUGCUGCAGGUCAGGUACCAGGGACUAGCUGAUGAAGCUACCUCCCGGAAGCAUCGAUACAACACAUUACAACACUCGCCGUACACUAGGAAUCUUGUCGGAUUUUUCGGUUCUACGUCGGAGCUGCCGUUCUCGAGCACGCGGGUAAACGGCGCUCACGAUCAGAUUCCUUUCGUGUCGUUCGAGCAACCGCUUUGA